This is a messenger RNA of Chrysoperla carnea, 1046 nucleotides long. Its product is annotated as phospholipase A1-like. The record is from RefSeq and is a predicted model, not a curated record. The coding region runs from base 8 to 1036 and encodes 342 amino acids. NCBI's taxonomy places the organism in Eukaryota, Metazoa, Arthropoda, Insecta, Neuroptera, Chrysopidae. The transcript has 2 exons. Gene Ontology annotation, molecular function: lipase activity.
CAAAAAUAUGUGCAGUUUAGCUGAUAGAAUUAUCCUAUUUAUUGUAAUAUUAGGUGGAUGCGGUGAAAUAUAUACGAAACUUCAGAAAAAUGAUCGUAUUAAGUUGAAAUUGUAUACGAAAAAUAAUUCAGAUCCAUAUAAAAUUAAUAUUGAAAACAUAGCAGAUAUUCCAAUAGAUCUUGCUAGUCGCUUAGAAAUAUUAGUUCAUGGAUGGCGUGGCGAUUCAUAUUUGCCAUGGAUAAAAUUAAUGAAAGAUACUUUACUAGAAAAUGGAUCUAAAAAUGUGUUAAUAGUUGAUUGGAAAGGGUUGGCAAAUAAAAUAAUUACAAAAAUUCCAUCACCUGUAUUCGUAAAUAGAGGUAUACGCUCAAAUAGGGAAUGCAAAAUACUGGGUGACGGUGUGAGCGAUAUAUUAUGGGGUUUACUGCCUAGUAUAAUUUAUAAAAGGUGGACAGAAAACAUUCCUAUUGUUGGAGAAUAUGUUGGCGAACUAUUAAUAUCACUAGCUGAAGCUAAAAAUUUAAGCAUGAAAAAUAUACAAAUUAUUGGAUUUUCAUUAGGCGCACAUGUCGCAGGAUCUAUAGGUAAAACAAUCAAGACUAAGAUAGAUAAAAAGAUUGGACGUAUUACAGGAUUAGAUCCGGCAGGACCAUUAUUUAGAAAUGUUUCAGCUGAGAAACGUUUAGAUAAAGACGAUGCAAUGUUUGUUGAUGUUAUUCAUACUCAUGGAAUGAUGUAUGGCUUAUAUAUGCCGAUCGGUCAUGUUGAUUUCUAUGUAAAUGGCGGUUGUACACAGAAAUGUAGUAAAUUGGAUAAAUUUCCACCUUGUUCUCACCUGUUAGCUUGUAAUUACUUUAUUGAGUCUAUAAAGUCUAAUGAAUUUAUUUCUACACUUUGUGAUUCGUACAAGAACUACGAAGAAGGGCAAUGCGAGCAUAGACAAAAAGUUUCAAUGGGUUGUCAGUUGGAAAAAACUGCCUCAAGUGGAAACUAUUACCUUAACACCAAUAUAAAACCACCAUAUGCAAAGGGAUAGGAAACCUGAU